AUGAACAGGAUCUGUUCAGUUGUUGCUGAACCGUGAAUAGCGACAAACGUGCCAUUUUUGGGUGGUAAAAAACUAGUGAUGAACUUGGUUCUAGAAUGAGUUCCAGUUUUGUGCAGGAUAUCCAAAGAAUGCUGCCGUACAGUCCGCAACAGCAGAAUCAACCAGCAUCGGAAGUGAGCUAUUUCCAGCAAUUCUUCUAUCCGCAGAAUUCGUUGGGUCUACAGGGAGCCGGAAGUGGCAGUGAGUUUCAAAUCCCCCUGGAUUUGUCCUUCCGACAGGAGAAUGUGCCAAUGACUCCACCGUCGACACCGUCUCCCCCACGCAAACGAACAAAAACAUGUGACGAAGACGUUUGGAGGGUGAAACUAAAAUCAAUCAGUCAGUUCUCCGAUACGGUGUGCAUCGACGAUAAAAAGUAUUACGCCAAUACCACCCUUACGACAACCAAUCAACCCUUUCGCUAUUUCGAUGACUCUGCCCGUUUGCCGCCGUUCAAAUCUCUCCAACCAACUGCGUCCACCAGCACGGUAGCGGUAGUGGCAGCUGGUCAAGAGAAGGCUAUCGACGAAUUCAUCGACAUCACCGGACAUGAAGACUCCGCGGAGGGAUUGCGUCGAUCGCCGUCUAACAUCGAUGUCGAAUCGCUGGAAGACGACGAUAGCCAGGAGUCGAUCAACAUCGUCGAUAGUGAGAAGGAAAACAGUGAGGCAGUUCUGGUCGACGGCCAGCGGUAUUUCGAGAAUGAAAAACUACAUCUGCAAGCUAUCGAAGGUUUCGCUCGGCUGUUCGAGCGAAGCUUCGGUGGAUUCGAUCAGUCGGCGGCGCCGAUUGGGAAGGACCGUCCGUCGAAAGGUUGCACUCAACGACCAAAAACGGAGCGACGAAGAAUCAAAACACGGAAGCAGUUGGUAGACGAGGAUCACACCAGCCCGGUCUCGGGAACCAUCAUUCGCAAGCUGCAGGACGGGGAAGAGCUGGUGGUGCGUAAGGGAGACAUUGAUCCGGCCUUCAAUGUAGUGGAAAUCACGGACGAAGCGAAGGAUAUUUUGUCGAAGAUCGAGAACAAGAUUGGUUCGUACUUGUGUCAGCUGUGCCGGGCGCUAUAUGACGACGCGUUUGGGCUGGCUCAGCAUCGGUGUUCGCGCAUCGUUCAUAUCGAGUAUCGGUGUUCGGAGUGUGAUAAGGUGUUCAACUGUCCGGCGAAUCUGGCCUCGCAUAAAAGAUGGCAUAAACCUCGCGGAGGGAUCGCCGGAGCAACAGUGAGUGGCGAAGGGAGGAAAAGGAGCGCCGGGGUCAGUUUCGGAAGUGAUGAUAAGAAAGAUGAAGAGUGCAUUGAAAUUGUGGAUAAUGAACAUGGGGAACAUGGACCUACAGUUCCUGAAGUUACGACAGAGGAGAGUUACGUUUGCAGUCAGUGCGGGAAAAGUUUCAAAAGACAUAGUUAUCUUAAAAAACACCUUCAAACCCACCAAACCUCCUCCGAAGCGUCGGCACGGCAACAUAACCACUCGAUGUCAGCCUCCACGGCCCACCAGAACGCCGCCGCUGCUACAGCAGCCGCCCUCUUUUGUGGCCAAACUUCGCAACAUGGAGCUUCGUCAACGUCCAAUGCGUUCCCCCGAAGCGCUAAUGCUAGCGGCGUUUUGUUCCCAUUUGCCGCCUACGGAACGGCCAUUCCUGGCGCUCACCAAUUCUCCAAAGAAAUGGGCUAUUCCGAGCUGGAAAAACGCCGCUGGCAGUCACUUAGCGAACUCUAUCUGCAACAGCGGGAACGACUCUCCGCUUUCCAGUACGUGAGACACCACCAAUACGAGGAUUAUCUGAAAAGCUUUCAACCGUUCCAUUUCGCGCGGGACAAAACCUGACAGAAUGUCCUGCGACCAGUGCCGCGCCUCGCUGCACCCGUUUGGUCGCAAAAUCAAUCCCAUUCGAGUUCGCCGUCAUCCGCGUCGGUAACAAUCACUGACAACACAUGCGAUGCAUCCCAGCAACAGCAGCCUGCUGCGCCCGUGGAACAGUUCAAUCAUUUGACGGACACGCAACCAUCCGUAGAACAUGUGCAUCAGCGCUACGAACGCUUGGAUUGAAAUUCCCCAAAUGUAGGCCGAUGAGAAACAAUUAGAUUCAAAGUUACCAGCAGUAAGUGUCACUGUUUAGGAAUUUCCCCUAGGAUUUGUUCGUUUUUUCUGUUCUAUCGAAAUUGAAUCACCGAAGGAAUCGUAUAACAUCAAUAAACAACCUUUU
This is a messenger RNA of Toxorhynchites rutilus septentrionalis, 2244 nucleotides long. RefSeq lists its product as uncharacterized. The record is from RefSeq and is a predicted model, not a curated record. NCBI's taxonomy places the organism in Eukaryota, Metazoa, Arthropoda, Insecta, Diptera, Culicidae. The coding region runs from base 96 to 1865 and encodes 589 amino acids. The transcript is spliced from 3 exons. Gene Ontology annotation, biological process: negative regulation of transcription by RNA polymerase II; regulation of cell cycle process; neuron differentiation. Gene Ontology annotation, cellular component: transcription repressor complex; nucleus. Gene Ontology annotation, molecular function: RNA polymerase II cis-regulatory region sequence-specific DNA binding; DNA-binding transcription repressor activity, RNA polymerase II-specific.